AGGUCAGCUGAUCUUCCCGGGCUCUAUUUAAGGAGCAAGUUCGGAGUGUAAGAUCACUUCUAUUGAGUGUAAGCUUGAGCCAGAACUACUUGGGCAAUGAAUGCGUCCACCUUCCUUACAGGUCCUUUGCUGCUUCUGCAGCUUUGCGUCACGACAGUCCUCUCCUUUUUUGCCAGAUUAUUGGACAAAACUUUUUCCUGGACAGUGGGAGCCUGCGAGGGACCGGGCUCCGACCCAGAUGUCAACAAAGCCAGUCCAAAUGCUGUGACUCCAACCAGUGUAAACUACCAUUUUACACGCAAGUGUAACUACAAGUGUGGCUUUUGCUUCCACACAGCAAAAACGUCCUUUGUGCUGCCUCUGGAUGAAGCAAAGAGGGGCCUCAAACUCCUCAAGGAUUCCGGUAUGGAAAAGAUCAACUUUUCUGGAGGAGAACCAUUCUUGCAUGAAAAAGGAGACUUUCUUGGAAAGUUAGUCCAUUACUGCAAACAAGACUUGCAACUUCCAAGUGUUAGCAUCGUCAGCAAUGGAAGCAUGAUCAAAGAACAAUGGUUCCAGAAAUAUGGCGACCAUCUUGACAUCCUGGCCAUAUCGUGCGACAGUUUUGACGAAGCGACCAACCAGCUGAUUGGCCGAACUCAAGGCAGGAGGAGCCACCUGGACAAUCUCUACAAGAUCCAGAACUGGUGUCAGCAAUAUAAAGUGGCCUUUAAAAUCAAUUCGGUCAUCAACACCUUCAAUGUGGACGAGGACAUGACAGACUGUAUCAUUCAGCUCAACCCAGUGCGAUGGAAGGUGUUCCAGUGUCUGCUGAUUGAUGGUGAAAAUGCAGGAGAAGAAGCCCUGAGAGAAGCCGAGCGGUUCACCAUCAGUGAGCAGCAGUUUCAGGAUUUUUUGGACAGACACAGCAGCAUCUCAUGCCUGGUUCCAGAGUCCAAUGAGAAGAUGAGGAAUUCUUACUUGAUCUUGGAUGAAUAUAUGCGUUUCCUGGACUGUCGUGGGGGUCGAAAGGAACCAUCCAAGUCCAUCCUCGACGUUGGCGUGAGCGCAGCCAUCAGAUUUAGUGGAUUUGAUGAGAAAAUGUUUCUAAAAAGGGGAGGAAAGUAUGUGUGGAGUAAAGCUGAUAUGAAACUGGAGUGGUGAAGUUUUACCACUCAAACAACUGUAUAUAGUACGAGCAUUUUAUUAUUUUUUGUGUGCUUUCAAAUGCUUUUAGGUUUAUCACAGUCUUAAUUCUCUGCACUAUGUGGGUUCUUGCACUGCAAAGUAGGGUACUUGUUGAAACCAUAAUAAGGUGUAAUGGUAACAGAUUGAUGGUUUGAAACUUUAUCAUAGUGAACAGCACUUUUCCUCCAGGGCUGUGGAAUAAAGAUGAAAAUAUAAAGAAUAUAUUUUUGUACUUUACAUGUGUUGAAAUUCCAUGUUAAAAAGCAAUAAAAUUGAUGAGAAAAACGUU
Molecule: messenger RNA, 1456 nt
Organism: Hippocampus comes (tiger tail seahorse)
Lineage: Eukaryota; Metazoa; Chordata; Actinopteri; Syngnathiformes; Syngnathidae
Gene: rsad2
Product: radical S-adenosyl methionine domain containing 2
Exons: 6
Coding region: 97-1143 (348 amino acids)
Biological process (GO): defense response to virus; positive regulation of immune response
Cellular component (GO): endoplasmic reticulum membrane; endoplasmic reticulum; mitochondrion
Molecular function (GO): 4 iron, 4 sulfur cluster binding; catalytic activity
Source: RefSeq, a predicted model, not a curated record